AUGGCUGAAGUCAUUAAAGUCUACCCAGGGAAAGAUGAUCUUGUGAGAGUUGUGGACAUCAACUUUGCUGAUGGAACCAAUGCGAAGAAACCUGUCACCAAACUGAUCCUACUAAUGAAAACGAAGCAAGAGAAAAGCUGUAUAUACCGAUUAGAGGUGAAGACAAUUUUAAUGACAGAGACUUUUCAGAGGAGGUUGUUGUGGGAGCAACAAAAACUUUCAAAUGAAAAAGGUAAACAAAUGCGAUGGCAUCCAGCCAUAAUUCGAUGGUGCAUCGCUUUGCAAAACCGUUCUGCCUCAGCCUACAAUCUUAUGAGGGAAACUGGUUUUUUACGAUUGCCGCACCCUAGAACCCUUCAUCCAUACAGUCAUUUUGCAGAUACCGCCUCCGGAUUCUGUCCUGAAAUGCUGCAACGGAUUGUUUCAGAUAUAGGCCUUAAUAAAGAAAACAGUGAAUUGAAGAAAGACGUUUCUCUAAUGUUUGAUGAAAUGAAGAUCAAGUCUGGCUUAGGUUUUUCAAGCCGAUCUGGUCAGAUUGUGGGCUUCACUGAUGUUGGAACUCUUGGUAAUGAAAUAAAUACAAGGAGAUGUAAAGGAGAAGAAGAGCCUCCAGUUGCAACACAUGUUUUAGUGUUGAUGUUGCGCGGCAUCUUUUGCAAAUUACAUGCCCCAGUUGGAUAUUGUCCCACUAAAGGAGCCUCAAGUGAUGAACUGUUUUCGUGCCUAUGGGAAGCAGUAGAGUAUGUAGAGACGGCGGGCUUCAGGGUUCGAGCAUUUAUCUCGGAUGGUGCGUCGCCAAAUAGAAAGUUUUAUAGGCUACAUUCUACUCCUGGAUCAACGUCUAUUACUUAUGUCACUCACAAUGAAAUAGAUCCAACAAGGAAUAUAUAUUUUAUUUGCGAUGUUUCACAUUUGAUGAAGACGACGCGAAACAACUUUGAGAACAGUAACUAUCACUAUAAGACACGGCACCUCCAUUACAACAAAAUGGAUAUCAAAUGGACUUAUCUGUUGGAACUGUAUAAUUGGGACACAGGAUUAGACAGAUAUUCACCUGGACUUCGUCGCCUUCAUAAGAUCUCUUAUGAGCAUCUCCACCUGACCCCUUCUUUGAGAAUGCGCGUGUACAUGGCUGUGCAGGUAUUAAGCAGCACAGUAGCCAAUGCUCUUGAGUGCCAUGGACAAUACUACACAGCUUCGACAGCAAAAUUUAUUAGGAUGUUCGACACAUUUUUCGACUGCUUGAAUGUUUCCCGUCUACAUCAGGAUAGUCACAGUCUCAAACCAGCUUUAGCGCCGUAUAGAUCUAGUGAUGACUGGCGUUUCAAGUGGCUUAAGGAGGACUUUUUAGGAUUCCUAGACGAGUGGGAGACUCAAGUCAAUAACCUUGAUAAUGUGAGCAAGUCUGAGAAGCAGAAAAUGCUGUUAAGCAGGGAGACCCAAGAAGGACUGAGAAUAACAGUCAAUUCAUUUGUGGACUUGGCUUCAGAACUGCUUUCUCGUCCUGAUGUGGAUUUUCUGUUGAGCGAGAAGUUUAAUCAGGAUCCGUUAGAGCAGUACUUCAGUAAACAACGUGGAGCUGGUGGGACAUGUGACAACCCAACUGUUGCCCAGUUCGGCCAAAAUAUGCAAGCCUUAUAUGUUGCGUCUAGCUGUGCCAAAGCAUCAAAGCGGGGAAACUGCAGAGGCCCUGAUGAACGUAGUUGUAUGUUAGAUGACACACCUCUACCAAGGAGGAGAUGAAUUUAUUCAGCAUCACAUUUAUAUAAAUUUCUUAGCCAGGCACAAGAUUUUGACUUUCCUUUUGUUUCUUUGUGGAAGGAAAAUUGCCUACUAUUAAAUUUUAGAUAGUAAUUUAUAAUACUAUAGUUAUAUUUCUGUAAAUAGAUUUUGUAAAAGUGUACAUAUUUAUUAAAUCUGGUCACCAUUCCAUCAUGCAUAAUCCUGACUACCAUUUUUGGCCGAUAAUUAAAACAGUAUUCCUGUUGUAUGUGUAAUUGCCGAAAGGCCCACUGAUUAGUCUCGGGUAAGAUAGAAUAGUAUAUACUCCAAGUAUUGAAAGACACGCUUUCGUGAAUUGAUUCACUAUUGCGGCAUUAAUUAUGUCUGACAUAAUUGAUGCCGAAAUGUUGAAUCCAUUCACGAUGGCGUGCAUUUGAAUACUUGGAGCAUGUAUUAUACUAUCUUAUGUGUAAUUGCCUUGAGAGUUUUAUAUUAUUGUACAUAAAAUUAGUUAAAUAUCUAUUUUAUUAGUAUUUUAAGAAUAAUGAGCCAUUUCACAUUUCCAACUAUGUCAAUUAACAUACACCUACAGUAUGUUGUAUACGUGGUGUUUAUGUCGAUAGAGUUCUAUGACCUUAAUACGAUCAUGCGCAGUUAGAAAAGGCUUAUUUAAUGCUUGAAUUGAUGUGUCAUUAUAUAGCUGCUCAACUAUUGCUAAAAUAUUCCUUUUUUUAUUCAUAAAAGUUGAAAGCUGUCAGUUAUAGAAUUUUUAUGAUUACAUUUGUUUUUGUUUAAUAAUUUAAGGAUUACUUUGUUCGAAUAAAUGUUAU
Messenger RNA from Anneissia japonica, 2552 nucleotides. RefSeq lists its product as uncharacterized. The record is from RefSeq and is a predicted model, not a curated record. The coding region runs from base 1 to 1743 and encodes 580 amino acids. The transcript is spliced from 7 exons. NCBI's taxonomy places the organism in Eukaryota, Metazoa, Echinodermata, Crinoidea, Comatulida, Comatulidae.